Messenger RNA from Akanthomyces muscarius, 1260 nucleotides. RefSeq lists its product as uncharacterized. Bases 1 to 1260 code for a protein of 419 amino acids. Gene Ontology annotation, biological process: lipid metabolic process. The record is from RefSeq and is a predicted model, not a curated record. The transcript has 5 exons. Lineage: Eukaryota; Fungi; Ascomycota; Sordariomycetes; Hypocreales; Cordycipitaceae.
AUGGACGGUGUAGUAUUUGCCCCGGACCUCACCAAGCCCGAUGUUCUGGUCCUACGCAAUCUUGCUGCCGACAUUCGAGCUGCAUCGACUGUAGGGCAAGUAAAAGGACAACGCCAUCAAAACGCCUGUCCGCCAGCAGGCAACGGCUCAGCGCAGGCGGCUACCGAAGAAGUGGCCUCGCAAGUCGGGUCCAGCGAUGCGGAGACACUGGCUACGCUGAGCGCCAUGAACGACCCAAAGGAUGCUCUGUUUGAGCCAACCGUUCUCAUUGGCACCGACAUCAACGAUAUCCGGCUGCCUACUCUUCUCGACCGCUGGGUCUUGCGUCCCUAUGUUCGCAUGGCCCGGUCAGUGGCCCGCGUUGACACGGACGUAGUCAUGGUAACGCAUCUCUUGCUCUACUUUGCUACUUCCGUCCCGAGCGCCGCCCUGCUCUUCUGGCAUUUCACCUGUGUCCACGGCGUCCUUCACUUCAUCAUGCAGGUCAGCUAUGUGGGCACCUACACGCUCAUGAUGCAUCAGCACAUACACAUGCGCGGCAUUCUCCGGCGGCAGUUCUGGCUGUUCGACAUGCUGUUUCCGUACAUCACUGAUCCGCUGAUGGGCCAUACCUGGAACUCGUACUACUACCACCACGUGAAGCACCAUCAUGUGGAAGGCAAUGGACCCCAAGAUCUUUCUUCCACUGUCAGGUACCAGCGCGACAGCCUUCUACAUUUUCUGCACUAUACUGGGCGCUUUUUCUUCUUCAUCUGGCUCGACUUGCCAUUGUACUUCCUGCGCAAGGGAAGGCCGUAUCUCGCUGGCAAGGUGGCGUUUUGGGAGAUUGGAUACUACGGGGUGCUGUACGCGCUAUCUCGCUUCAACCAUCGCGCCACGCUUGUUGUGUUCCUACUGCCUUUGCUGCUGCUCCGAUCUGGUCUGAUGCUAGGCAACUGGGGGCAACAUGCCUUUGUCGACCAUGAUGAGCCAGACUCGGAUUACCGCUCGAGUAUUACAUUAAUUGAUGUGCCUAGCAACCGCUACUGCUUCAACGACGGUUACCACACCUCGCAUCAUUUAAAUCCGCUUCGGCAUUGGCGCGAACAUCCUGUGUCUUUUAUUAAGGACAAGAACCUCUACGCAGCGCAGCAAGCCCUCGUGUUUCAUAACAUUGACUAUCUUAUGAUCACUGUGCGGCUACUGAUGAAGGAUUACCACACACUUGCGAAAUUACCAGAUGUGUACUAUGAUGGUACAUGUGCCACCCGCCCGCCAUAG